Molecule: messenger RNA, 579 nt
Organism: Trypanosoma grayi
Lineage: Eukaryota; Euglenozoa; Kinetoplastea; Trypanosomatida; Trypanosomatidae
Exons: 1
Coding region: 1-579 (192 amino acids)
Source: RefSeq, a predicted model, not a curated record
AUGCUGCGAGACGCCGGCCUGGGAAAGCUGCGGCAGCAACACCGCGUUGUGGAGGACCUACGCACGCCACCGCCACGGCGAGAGGCGCCAGCGCCACCGCCGCUGUCGCCUGACUCGUCGCCUGCCGCUGUUGUUGCUGCCGUUGUUUCGUAUCCGCCCUCCUCACCGCUAAGACAACGUGUUGACGCGUUCGAAUCCGGUCCGUGUGACUUCCGGCAGGCGUCGAAUAUGGGUAGACACGCCUCCAAUAUGAACAGCAAAGGCAAAAAUUCUCACCACUCAUACGACGAUGAGACGCUGUGGCGGCGCGAGCUGCUUCAAAGGGAGCGAGAGCUUGAAGAACGCGAAGAGGAGUUCAACGCACUUGUGCGCCUGCAGCACGCGGCGUACACCGAGCGGUUACAGGAAAUAUCGCGCAAGGAGAAGACCCUCCUGGAGUGGGAGCAGCGUCUACGAGGUGCGGACGGGGUCGCGCGAGGAGGCGGUGACAACGCCGAUUGCUGUGGAAGAGUUGCGGGCGGCACCGAUGUGCGGACCUCACGCCGAGUUGAGCCACCGGAGGCUCCGUGGGGGAUGUGA